Molecule: messenger RNA, 2742 nt
Organism: Ilyonectria robusta
Lineage: Eukaryota; Fungi; Ascomycota; Sordariomycetes; Hypocreales; Nectriaceae
Product: CHAT domain-containing protein
Exons: 1
Coding region: 1-2742 (913 amino acids)
Molecular function (GO): protein binding
Source: RefSeq, a predicted model, not a curated record
AUGGCAGAAGUCGAAUACGUCGAAAUGGAGAUUUCGACCAUGCUAGGUGACGGAUCUGCGGAGAUGAUAGAGAGAGCAAUUGACUUGUGUCAAUUCUUUGACGAAGAGAUGCCUGAAGAGGAACAAGAGCGCGUCAAGACACGAGACAAGCUGGUAACUAAUCUUGUAGAGCUGGCCAAGGCAACGGGCUCUCAGGACAUUCUAGCCACGACCAUCGACCUUGCUAAAGAGCUCUACGAACUUGAUGCCACGGCUGGAGACAACAUGCUUCGAAGCUAUCGCGCAAACAAUUAUGCAGUAGCUUUGGCACACCGGUAUUGGCUCACGGGACAACCUGGUGAUCUUCACGAGUCAACCAGGCUCAGUGAAGAUGCCGUGUAUGCAUCGUCGCAAGCUGAAUCCAUCUUAAGGAUGUCCCGAGGCACCAUCUUGAGGGACCCGGGUCUUGAAGUUCACACGCUGAACACGCUGGCCGCAAGGCUCGAUGAGCGCUUCCAGCUGACGGGAUCCUUGCACAACCUCAACCGCUCUAUCGAAAUCAUGGAACUCCUGGUCGCAGCAAUUCCUUGGGAGGAAUGGAAGCCUGUCCGAGCGGAGUGGCUCCUGAACCUGGCUGCUAGCCUGCAGAGACGCUACGAGCAGGACGAGAGCGACUCUCGGCGGGAUCUACACCGAGCUGUCGAGCUGUCCGAGGAGGCUCUGGAGAGCGUUGGCGAGAAUAUCUCCAUGUUGCAGAAGGCAAAAUGCACUCUUGCCAAUGCCCUGGGUGGACGAGCCCGAGGGAUGGAGCAGAUGGCCGACCUCGACCAGGCCAUCCGCUUGUUCCGCGAAGCACGCGAGGCGACGUCAGAGGAAGAUCCCGACUGCAUUGAAAUCAGGGUAAACUUGGCGAUGCGGCUGUUCCAAAAGAGCGACAUAACCGACGUUGCCUUAGAGUCGCGCAGCUGCAGUGCCGAGGCCAUUGAAGUUGCGGCUUCAACGCUCGACAGCUUGCCAGAUGACCACCCAGCACGAGCUCACCUUCACAACUUGUUGGGCCUGUGCUAUUACGCGCGAUAUUCCCAUUCCUACUCACCACUUGCAGCUCAAGAGGCCGCUAAACAGGCCGUGGAGCACCUCGAGGAGGCCCUCCGCAGCCCGCACUACCCGUCGCUGUUCCGCCACGUGCAGGCCGGCCGGAUGAUGCUUCAUCUCUACUGCUCGAUGGCUAAGUGGAAGAAGGCAUACGAAACUGCCGUCAUCGCCGUGGAGAUGAUCCCGAAGCUCUCGUCGCGUUCCAUCCGCAACUCGGACAAGCAGCGGAUGCUCAGCGCCCACGACGUAGUGGGCUUUGGCGCCGAUGCUGCGGCCGCUGCCCUUAACGCUGGUCUUGAUGGCUACACUUCGCUGCGGCUACUGGAGAUGGGUCGUGGAUCGAUAGCUGCCUCUGUUGCAGAGAUGCGUCCUGAUCUCGUUGCCCUGCGUCGAGACCAUCCUGCGUUGGCCGAGACCUUUCACUCGCUCCGAGACCAUCUCCAGGCUCAGUCGCCGCGGCAGCACAGAGAUAGCGAGAGUUUUGAUGCACUGUUAAGGGAAAUUCGCAAUGAACCGGGCUUUGAGCGAUUCCUCGAGCCUCCGAGCGAGCAAGAAGUUCGUGACGCGGCUCAAGAUGGCCCUAUCAUCAUGCUCAAUGCGAGCCAGUUCCGCGAUGCCGACGCCAUCCUGAUCAAAAGCCAUCAAAUCCGCGUCUUGAGCCUCCGAGGCGUGACACUCAAUAGCCUGCACGACUGGUCUAGCGACCUCAAGAGCCCUGAGCUGCUGAAGUGGCUCUGGGAUUUCAUUGCCAGGCCGGUGCUGGACGCGCUUCAGAUCCAUCUGCCGUUGCAGAAGGACUCUACGAGCACACGCUUGCCACGCAUCUGGUGGAUUCCCACCGGCAUCUUGAGCAGGUUUCCACUUCACGCUGCGGGUGUUUACUCUGCGGGUUUCGCCGAUAGUGUCAUGGACCGAGCCGUGUCGUCGUAUAGCUCGUCUAUAAAAGCGCUCAACGCCGGCCGUCGAGCGUCCUGUGUUCCACAUCCAGCUGAAAGCAAGUCACUUCUUGUCGAGAUGCCGCGAACACCCGGCUGUUCGUACCUGACAUACGUGACCGAGGAGAUUCAGACAUUACAGGCCAGGCUUAUGUCCAAAGGUUUCAACAAUAUGGUACUCGCUAGCAAGGCAGCGCAGAAAAAAGACGUUCUCAAGGCCCUCGAAUCCUGUCACAUAUUCCACUUCGCAGGCCAUGGCACGGAAAACGUCUCAGAUCCGCUGCGGAGCGCCCUGUUGCUGAAUGACUGGGAAACGGAUCCCAUGACAGUGGACAGCGUACUCAACGUUGACCUGAGCGAAAGCAACCCGUUCCUAGCCUAUCUGGCUGCAUGCGAGACAGGCCAGGUCACCGCGUCCAGGUUCUACGACGAAAGCAUCCAUCUCAUCGGCGCGUAUCAGCUUGCCGGGUUCCGCCAUGUCAUUGGCACGCUGUGGUCGGUCGACGACCAUGGAAGCGUGUUGAUGGCGACAGGGACAUAUGAGGGCCUCCUUGAGAAUAUGGCGGACGAUUCCGUCAGCCGUAGCCUUCAUAAUGCUGCUCGGCGAUUGCGGGAUGACUCUAGACGCAGCAGAGAGGGAGAAGAGGGUACAGACGUAAGAAAUGCGAUAAUCAUCAGUGAAGCCGAGUCGACUGACACGCGUUGGAUCCCUUUUGUUCAUUUUGGGUUGUGA